CGUGAAUUCUGUGGUUGUGAGGUGAAAUCUUUACUACAAUUUUAACAAAUAUUCGCUGUCGAACCUGCACCUUCUCUAUGCUUUAAGUUCUCUGCAUUAUCCACAUUCGUCGACAAGAUAUUCGAUUCUACGCGGCGCCACGUCAACAUUUUUUACAAUCGCUCAGCAGUCCGGUUCACGAAUCAUAUUCGUACAUUCGUCUUUCGAAUAUACAUAGACAACUUUAUAUUUUUAUGUAGUAUAUGUUAAAUAAAUUGAGAAUCUUUAUUUAAGUGCAAAAGUGGUUUGUAUUAUUAUCAAAUUAUUCAAUACAAUUUAUGAAAAUUUAUCACUAUUAUAUGUUAAGUUUUUUUUUAAUAUAUUCUGAUAGCUUGUUAUAUACAUAUGUAAUGAGGUACAGAUAUAAGUAUGUUCAUAUCAAACAUAGGAAUUAAUUAAAAAAGUAGGCCUUAUUUUCCAGUAACUACAAGAAUUACUUUGUAAAAGUAAAUUAAUUAAAAUUUAUUCAACUAAACCUGUACUCAUAAAUAUGCUCAAAGCAUAUUCAUAUGAAUAAGUUAUAGCCAGUUAUACGUACACAUGUAUUUGGUUAUAUGUACAUACAUAUAUGUACAUGUUUACAGAUACAUUGUUUACAACCUAAGUGCAGCUAAUAGGCUGGUUAGUGAACAACGCAGAAUCGUGGGUCGUGUCAGCUGGGACGACCUAUCUUAUGGGCGCGCAAUGUAACUGAACAGUGAAAAACGCUACUCCCGUUGACGUUGACGUGACGUUGACAUGAGAAUCUGCGACAUUUGGAUUUUUGCCGUCGCAAACGUCUCAGCUGAUUGCUCUCUCACAACGCAAGGUUGCCAAUAUCGAUAUACUGCAGUAAUUAUCAACUUUUAUAAUUCAAUCUGUUCAAUAUGUUUGAAAUUUUCUUAAAAUAACUCAAAAUCAGAGUCGAAUGCUAUUAUUUAUAAAUAUAUAAACUAUUUUUAAUAGUUUGAUUUUAGUUUUGAUAUUUUAUAUUGUAAAAAAUUGUAAUUGAAAACAAAGAUGCGCUCAAAACUAUAUAUGCGUAUUGGGCAAUGGCAACAUUGUUCAAAUGUAAACAAGCGCCAUUAAAACAAACGUCAAAUGAAACAUUUAUUGGAUUGAUUGGAUAAGUAAAAUACGUGUGCAAAUCAAUAAAAAUGGAAGACGAAAGAUUAAUAGCUCUAGUUGAGGCUAGAAGCGAAUUGUUUAACAAGCGCAGUCCAUUUUAUAAGCUACAGUCAAGGAAGGAUGCUUUGUGGGCUGAAAUAGGAAGGGAAUUAAACGCAAGUGGAGAAAUGUGUCGCCGAAGAUGGCUGACACUUCGCGACCGGUAUGGGCGGGAAGUGCGGAAGGCUAACGCCCCCAGCGGCAGCGGGAUGGAGGUCCAAAGACAGUGGCAUUUGCUGGACGCGAUGAAGUUUAUUCAGCCACACAUUGUACCACGGCCGAUUAGAUUCUCACAAAAUAUUUGUGAAAUUGAACAAAGACAGUUGCCGAUUGCAACUAAAGACAGUGGUCUGCAGCCACAUGUCCAUGUGCAGGAGGUGGAAGUGCCAUCACCGCUAUGGCCGAAACCACUAAUAGUAUCCCUGCCGUCGCCAUCUCCACCUGUCGCCGUGGUGCCAUCUCCACCUGUCGCCGUGCCGCCAUCUCCACCUGUCGCCGUGGUGCCAUCGCCUCCUGUCGCCGUGCCGCCAUCACCGACUGCUUCCUCAUCCACCUCGCUUCCCUCACCAUCCUGCUCUACGCAGGUGGCUACCCAAAAGGGCAGAAAGCGAGGUCAAUCUGAGCCAACUAACAGCGAGGUUGACAAGAAGAUGAUGGAAGCCAUUGACAUUUUUAAAAACAGAUGGUCAACGCAAGCCAUCAUGCCGGUCCAACAACAACAACAAUCAACAAGUCCGGCUGUGCAAUCGUUCAGCACUUUAACCGUGUCCAUUUUAAACAAAAUGGAUGAGGCAAAGCAAGUUAGGGCUAUUGAAAAAAUGUUGGAGGCUGCGUUUGCAGUGCAGAGGGGAGAAUGA
Molecule: messenger RNA, 2042 nt
Organism: Bactrocera dorsalis (oriental fruit fly)
Lineage: Eukaryota; Metazoa; Arthropoda; Insecta; Diptera; Tephritidae
Product: leiomodin-2-like
Exons: 3
Coding region: 1176-2042 (288 amino acids)
Biological process (GO): regulation of transcription by RNA polymerase II
Cellular component (GO): transcription regulator complex; nucleus
Source: RefSeq, a predicted model, not a curated record